Messenger RNA from Chiloscyllium plagiosum (whitespotted bambooshark), 2178 nucleotides. The record is from RefSeq and is a predicted model, not a curated record. Lineage: Eukaryota; Metazoa; Chordata; Chondrichthyes; Orectolobiformes; Hemiscylliidae.
AAUUUUCUACACUUCUCAAUGGUUCUACUGCCUGGACUACUCAGGAGAGUCUUUUGGUACUCAUUGGAGCACAUCUGGAAAUUUGUGAUGGUCUGCUACAUCAACCACAACUCCACUGAUAUGAGGCCACAGUUCUUGCUAACUAGUAUUUGACAGGGUCCCCAGGAAGAGGAAAAGGAGAUUGGUUGGAUGUAUCUGAGAACCCUUCACUUUGAAUAGGUCAUGGGUCAUCAUUGAUUACUUGCUCUCGUUUCCCCUAAAACAAGAGUGCCCAAGCGUUUUGUCUGAGGGAACACAUUUCAAUUUUUUUCCAACUCUGUGGAGCCAGUGAGCAAUUUUCUAUGAAUGACAUUCUCUUCAAUGACUUGAUCUUGGGAUGUCAGAGAGUGGAAAGAGCAAUAGAUUGGGUCUUACUGAAAAACCAUCCCAAGACAGAAGUAUCGAAUGUUUUGAUUGUAUUUUGCAGGAAUCAAACAAGUCCCCACCAUCAAGUCUCAAAGCAGUUUCUGUGCGAGGGGAGAACAGGACCACAGGCCUGAUUUUACUGGUAUCAGUCAAUCGAGGUUGCAUUGACAUAUGGUGCGGAAGAUCAUCCAGAUUAACUGUUUCAGUUUGUAUCCCAUUUCUUCAACAUCAACUUCCUGAAGUUUAUAACACCUUCAAAGAUGAAUGAAGACAAAGAGUCACUGUUAGGGCCAACAGCAGCAUCUGAAUAUCAAAUGAUCUCCUUGUUUGAGAAGGAAACAAAAUCGAGUUAUUUUAAAGAGGUGCUUCCACCACAGCCAACUAGGUGGUCAAAAGAGAACCCAGAGUCCAUCAAACCACAGCCCCAUAUCAUCAACCAAGUUGCUGUGACUUGUCAGAUAAAGAUCAGCAGAAAACAAAAGGCUGAGGAACAGAAGAAGAGAAAAAUAAAGCAUGAACGUUACAUGCAACAGUUCCGUAAAACAACUUAUGCCAUCCUCCUAAGUGUUUCGAAACCUCAAGAUAAGCCAAGAGCUGUUCACCCAGAGAAAGAUCCUUUGAAGUGGCAGAGAUUGACGCAUCUUAUAAAAAGUUUAAGUUCUCCUGUUCCACUUGAGAGGAGAGAUGCUGCCAAGAUUCUGCAAUGCCUUCGAUCUAACAACCAAGAAGUUGUUUCUGCCCUUUAUACCGCAUUACUAACAGAUGAAGACUCUGUGGUGAGAAAUGAAGCUGCUAAUGCUCUGGUGAUCUUGGGUUAUUGGAAAGAGGAGGUGGUACUGAGAUUAAUCCAACUUAUAAAGGAGUCUACAGGAAAGCUUCUGGAGGACAUGAUGAUAAAUUUGAGGAACUCACUGUGGGAUUGGGCUACUCAAUCUUUAGACCAGAGGUCUGAGAUCAAAGCUAAGGAAAAAUUGGUUUUCAUGUUAAGAUCAUUCAUGACAACACUGCGCUCCAAAGAUAUGGUUCCUGUGAAUGCUACAGCCUGCCUGUGUUAUCUCAACAAAAAUGAUGAAGAAGCAAUUGACUAUAUAAUGAGCUACCUUCAGGAUGGCACCUCCUACCAGAAGGAACAGGCUCUGGAAGUGGUGGUCAGAUUCCUCAGGAUAAAUAAACAAUACCAGAUCCAAAGUCUCCUGGAGCAGCUCCGAACCUCCCCUGUCUAUAAGCACCGAUUGAAGGCAUUGGAUUUAUUAGCCUUUGUUGGAUUGUCGCACAUCACAAAGGCUGGCAUGUACCAGGCUGUGCUCGAGGCACUGAAGCAGAAACUGUGGGAUGACCCUGUUCUGGCUGUGCGUCGACGGGCUGGCCUGGUUGUGAACUUGCUAGAUAUGAAGAUGACAGUCUGGAAGGACAUGGAACAACAACUGAAAGAUGAUGAUGCAGAGGUCAGAGGUAGUGCAAUCAUGUCACUGGGUGUACUUGGAUUACCUAAUAACAGAGUGCUCCAGUUGCUGCUAGACAUGGUGGAAGUAGACUUAAGUCAGUAUGUGCGAUUCCAGAUAAUACGGACCUUUGCUCAAUUGCGUCUGAAUGAUCCACGCGUAAAGCGCAGCCUGUUGAAUCGGCAGCUUGGAGAGGGACCAUUAGCCAGGUACUGUAAAAGAAUAAAGUUAAAGGAUCAUAUAAGGAGAAGGAUACAGUUCUGUCUACCUCAGUCACUAAAUAAAGAAAGCAAGAUCCUGGACUCACUUCUCAGAAGGUGAAGUAUAUUAA